ACGUGCGCCCGCGUGAAGAAACAUAACAGUCGGGUAAGCAUAGAGAGAGACAAACAGACAGAUAAAUAGAGCGGGUAAUAGGCCGCUAGUGAGUGGCGGUACCGCAUCAAUUAGCAAAGUACAGUACGCUAAUUACAAACAGCAGCACCGCUAGUGCUAGGCGCAGCUGUAAAGGCGUUCUGCGAAUGGAAGCACCUAUAGGCGCCAAGCCACUUUAACCACCGCAGCCAUCAUCCAGGGUACCAGGUGGUGACCACUGCGUGCGAGAACAAAUGAAGUGUGUAUCUCUCUGUCCGAAAGAGAAGUCUGCAUGCCUACCUGCUGCUGCAGCUGCUGCCGUUGUUGGGUAAUUGCAAUAACUAUGCAAGUCAUGUCAACGUCACUGACAGCCCUUCGGCAACAGUUGUCGUUCCCUAGGCUUGUCAAUUCGCAGUGAGAGAUACCAGACGCCGCCGAUUUGCAGUGUUAAUCGAGAAAAACAAGUCAUCCGGGUUGUGAGAAGACACGUUUAGAUAAGACAGGUCUUUUCCAUGGGCUUUGAUCUCUCAAUCAGUUAUGGUUGAUUAGAUGACUCGGUAGUUACUGAUCAAAAAGGGAGUGUAAGGAAAAAAGGAGGUAAAAGUGACUUACGGGCAGUGAAUCGAACUAAGUGACGCUGAAAUGAGGACAUUUGUCCUACCCUUUUUAGGGGUAGGCUUCAUUCUGACGGUAGUCGAAGGAGAUUUACCUUCGGUAAGAAUAACAUGCAGUGACCACGAACACGGUGUAGACCCACCUUUGUUUGUGCAGACGGUCCUGAACGAGGUCCAUUUCAGAUGUGCAAGCGGUUUCGAAUUGGUGGGUCAGAGAAUUAGCACGUGUGUCUCCACGGGCUGGGAUCAUGAGCUUCCAAGCUGUCGUGAGCUGCCAAAAACAACGCUCAAAAUGAAGUGCCCCUACGACCAUAGAACAUGGUCUCUGGAAAAUUUAGACAAUAUCGCCAGUUGGAUCUCGAAUAAUGAGGAUAAUGUACUUAUCUUGGAUCGCAAAUUCACCGAUGGAACCAUCCAAUCUCAAAGGCUAGCAUCAGCAAUGCUAGAACGGAUGAACGACCCAUUCUACCGUUUCUUCGGCAAAAUGGCCACCUACGACAAGGCCAUUUUGGACAGAGAAGGCGUUGUUCGAAGAUUCAAGGAUAGUGCAGAGUUCCGACGACUGGCAAAGAAAAUGCGGGAGAAUGACCCAAAUUUCGAUCAGGAAAUGCCUCUUGACGCCGACGAAGACGAUGAGGUUCUAAAAAGGUACUACGGGUUGCAUUAUCUCGAUGUGCUUUCCGAUCGCAUUUUGCCAUAUGCUGAGAGUGUCAGUGCAUUAGCGACGGUCAGACCUUUUCUUUCCGAAGUCGAGAAGGAAGUCACGGCCGAUACCGCACCUUCCGCGCUAAACGUCGAAGAAACUAGCCACCCAGAAUCGAACAUCAGUGAAACAAAUGAUGAGGCGGCCUUUUACGAGAUGGUAGCUAACGAUGUGAUACAGGACAUUUUGAUUCAACAAAAGAAGGAAGAAAUCGAGCCGCAAGUUAAGGAGUCAGCACAGAGCAGCUAUGAGUCUCAAACAGACUUAGAUAAAUCGGACGACCUAAUCGAACCGGAUGACUUAGACAAAAGCAAAGACUCGGCCGAAAAGGUAGACAUUGGCGGACCGGAAGAGGAGCACAAGGAAGAGGAACCCAGUUCUCGAAAAAAGAAACGAGAACGUGGUGAAUCUGAACUACUCUUACCAACGCGUAGCAGAUUUAAGGAUUAUUUUGACAGAGAUUUAACUCAAGUACUUGAUGGCACAAAAGCCGAGCUUCAGGAGGUGAAUUUGCGCAACUCGUAUUUCUCGCAUUUGGUCACGGUAAUCAAACACAUUAUUAAAUUCAACAUUCCCAAACGUGACUGGCCGGAGUUCCUUCAGCGCUUCGAAUACCAGCAACUGACCGCCUUCUUGGAGAGGAAUGGUGACAGAAUCGAUACUCCGCCUGCAUUCUUAUCGUGUCCAAAGCCGUGGGACAUUGGUUUUGAGAUGAUUCGUCACGGAAGGCCUGUCCUCGACAGAACUGGUCAGAGGAUCACAAUCGAAUGCGAUGCUGGCUAUAUUCUCCGUGGGCCUGCUGACAUAUAUUGUGAAGGCGGGAAGUGGAUCACAAGAAAGAACCGAAUGCCGAUUUGUGAGGACGCCAGGGGCCCUACGCCAGUCUUUGACUGCGAAGACCCUUCGCCGAACUUCAUUCGUAAUGGGCGACUUAUCCAGAGGCCGGGCUUGCCUACGGGUAGGAUACUAAUCAAAUGCAAUCCUGGUUACACACUCAAAGGUGACUCGCAGAUGCUCUGUGACCGUGGGCGGUGGAUCCCGAUCGCUGGGCGAAUGCCAACCUGUGAAAAUGAUCCUAAACUUGUUGACCCGUGCAUGGAUAAUCCUCCCAAUGCUCCAGUUCAUGGGGCCGUCACUGAGCCACAUCGGCUAACAAAUCAAGACAGGACGGUCGUUGUACGCUUUAUGUGCAAUGAAGGCUUCGGCCUGCAUGGCAUUGAUUAUUCGAAGUGUGAAUCCGGAACUUGGUCACCACUCGCUCCCGUCUGCGUGGCGGACGGCAAAAACGAGAUACCCCACAACGACCAAAUGCCACAAGCGCCUUCGCGUUGCCCCAGCCUCAGAAUACCCGGGGGUCGUGUUCACUAUUACGAGGAGGCUAUGCCCAACUACGCUCGUCUCACGUGUGCACCCGGUUACAGGCUGAACGGCCACAUGAAGAUUAUAUGCACAGAGGGCGGUGCGUGGUCACAACCGCUGCCAAGUUGUAUCAGUUCGGAGAAUGAUCUUGAACAUCUAACUACUUGCAAACCUAUUCACGCACCGCCAAACGUCGAAGUCGACUAUAUUACGGCCACAGCAGUACGUUUCCGGUGUCGUCCGGGCUACCGGAUAGUAGGCAAAUAUCAAACAACAUGCUAUCGAGGUCGAUGGCUUGAUGAAGCUCCGCGAUGUCUCGCUGACGUGAUUGGAGGUUGCAACAUCGAAGAACCCGUUCUCGGCCAGAAUAUGGUCGUGUUCGCAUACAGCGAUGGCCGAUGGUUCAGCUGCGAUGAUGGCUUCGAAAUGGUCGGAAAUUUAAGCGUGCAACUGUGUCGUGACGGUCGCUGGGAUGCCGAACCUGUCUGCGUUGCAUCGCCCGGCUCAUUACCUCAUGACUCAAAACCUUCAAGAAUUUUUCCAACCCCGCACUGCCCGUUGCCACCCCGAGCUGAUGGUGUCAUUAUGAUCCCGCGGAACGACAAGGUUUACUAUCGUUGUCAGCCCGGAGAACAACUCGUAGGAAGAGAUUUUACUGAGUGCGUCGGCGGCAGAUGGCUUAACCCACAAGCACCCCAAUGUUUUCGGAUUACGCCUCAAACGUCGAUGAUUCCGCCCACCCAACGAUCAACUUAUGCCCCGUUCCGUCGUUGCACUCCUCAGCAUAUUCGUGGAGGCGACGCUUAUCUGUAUAGCCAAGGACGCGUCAUUUAUUACCAAUGUUAUGCAGACUACAUUAUUCGCGGUGCGAGUAUGUUGCAAUGUGAAAAUUCCCGUUGGAGCCAACCUGAACCACUAUGUGCGCCGCCAGAUGGUCUCAAGUGGCCCUCGAUGAAUGGCGAAAUCAUUUAUGAAAGUGAGAAUUGCACGGCGCCCACUACUGUCGCCAAUUCGCAUAUGACGGUACGCGACCGUGGGCGCCGAAUUACCUAUACUUGCCAACAUCACCUACACUCAGAGACUGAACGAGUUUGUCCAGCUCAUACAAACAUGUGGACCGGGCCUCUGCCCGAUUGUAGUUUGAAAGGCGUCUGCGAGCCACAGGAAAUAGAAAACGGCCGUUUCUACCAGUAUAGUGACGAUGUCGGUUAUAUCCAGUGCAACCACGGUUUCGUCAUUGAGAACGCCUCGAAUGAACAGCGUAAUCAGCAGACGUACUGCCGACAGGAUAUCGGCGUGUGGGACUUCGGUGUUCGACCGCCGCGUUGUGUGCCCGACCAAAGAGUUGAUACUAGGCCAGACCCAACGUUUAUAGAGAGCCAACUGGGCGACCCCAGCAAUACUCGUUUCCAAAUUGACGAAUGUCCACCGCCUCAGGUUUCGUCCAAAUACACGUGGUACAUUCAGGGCCCAGGUAAAGUGAUCACUCUGGGCUGCAAGAGCCGGACAAGCAAACGGUCUGUCGGGGCCCUGAUAUGUGAAGGUGAUAAAUGGUUACAUAAUGUCGGGGCAUCUGCGUGUAACGGCCAGGACGUCCCUGCUGCCUGUUCAAUGGGAGGUCGCGUUAUUGAGAAUGGCGGGUUCUUUGUCUACGAUGAAAACCAUUACGUAUUCCAAUGUAAUAUAGGUUUCAACCUCGAAGGCUCAUCGAUGGCUGUCUGUCCGGGCUACCGGCCAACUUAUCCAAAGGCCAUAUUUGUAUUGAAUGACGAUUUUGUCCUGCCGCGAUGCGUACCGACUUCCACCGAUUCUCGUAGAGAUCUCUGGGAAAGUACUGUUGAUGGUUUGGAUCCGCAUUUUGAGGGUCGCCAGUGUCAUUGGCCUAAACAACUGGCCAAUGCGAAGUCGACUGAGUAUUUCAUAAUGGAGGGUGGCCGACGCGUCGCGUUCCGCUGCUCUGGUUCUAAGAACUCUGUGAGGUGCGAAAAUGGCCAAUGGAGAGGCGACGACCUGUCGUGUCUUGAGCGGCAGUACCAACAGAUCGGAUGUGAUGAUCGACUCCCUAACGAACCUCUACAAGGCACAUACUUUCAGUAUCAGGAUGGUCAAAGCACAACCCGAAUGUUCUACUUCCAGUGUAAUACAGGAUACAUCCUACGGGGCCAGGCUAUAUUGCCUUGCAGCGAUUCGACUACGCCGCGAGGAAGGGAGCCCGAUUGUGUCCUGGAUCCGGAUCCUUUCUCAUCUGCUCUUGUAAAGGUAAAAAAUCCUCAACCGUUCACCGUUAUACAGUGUGGGGUACCACCACACCGAAUAGAAGGCGGACACAUCGUCGUACAGGACUCAGGUGAACGAGUCCUAAUCCACUGUCGACCCGGCUACGUUAUCGAGGGUCACCCGGUGUCUUCAAUGGCCGUAAGCUGUUCUCGGCUUAACGAACGUUGGUCAGCUAAUUGGCCUAAAUGUGUCCAGCGCGGGGAAUGGAUGUCCAUGGCGCGAUAUGAUCCGUUCGGGAGACCACUACCACAGGCUCUCACCGGUGAAAAAGCAGCGAAUCAGAAUCAAAGGCUUCGAGAACAGUUCCUUGGCCACGUUCAGCAGAUGCGUGACUAUCGUCUUCGAAAUUUGCAAACCUUAAAUAGCCAAGGAAUGCAGGCGGGUCCGCUGCCACCGUUACGUCUGCCAGUGUUACCAGGCCUUCCUUCUGAAAUCACAGAGACCUUAGGACGAGACUAUCCGGGUUUGUAUGAACAGGCCCAAUUAACGCUAGACAGGACCAGCCGCCGAAGGGAUCGACGUAAGAUUCAUAAUGACGAAUUAGAUGCAGCGGAUCCACCUAUCAAGAUUCCCGAGUCACUGAAACAGUUCGAAAAAGAUAUAGUAGAAAACAGAUUAUCGCAACAGGACGUCGACACACUUGAAUGGUUGCCGGACACCAAACUAAGGCUUAAAUUUAUCGAAGACCGCCGCAUAGGGAACCACAAGUCGAAGGAUGAUCCUAUUCAGAGCCAGAAGUUCCUUUCGCAAGUACUGAGCACUAAACCUAACAGUACACUCCUUACGGACAGCUUAGCUGAGGAUGUUGAAACCUUACCUUUAACCUUGCCGUUCAAGGCAGUUGCUUCUGCUCCCAGACCGAUAAAGUUCACGGCCACUGAGGAUGGGCACAAACCGGUUAACAAAACCCAAGAAGCCGAAUCGUCGGCAUCUUUCACAGGAUAUUCAAACGAAUUCACUCCAAGCACUGCCGAAACCGAUCUCGUGAAAUCAACAACUCCCACUUCGAAGGAAGUGUCUGAUAAAAAUAUCGCAGCAGAAAUUUCGGACCCAAUGAAAUGGACGAUGGAUCUUAUGGGCGGAGAAAAUGCCAUAAAUGUAAUAGAACAAUAUUUGGAUGCCAGAAACAAUGAUUUGGGUAACAAGUCGGAAAAUACUAGCAAUGGAACUAUAGCAACAGAUGGAGUCGUUGAAGAUAACAUGGAUAACGAACUAACGAUAAGGCCCGUCAAAGAAAUGAAAGAAUCCAAAAUUAAGUCGGACAAAAAGGCAAAGAAAGGAUACGACACUUCAUGCGCUCUCUUAGAUAACAAAGCCCCGGACAUCGAGAAUGGGUUCAUUCUCAGCUACGAGUUAAUUAAUGGAACAGAUAGUCAAAUGCUUCGCGUUACGUACAGAUGCGAUCCAGAGUAUAGGUUUAGGUACGACCACACCUCAUCGUUGCUUUGUCGACUUGGUCAAUGGAGGGGCGAUGUGCCAGAAUGCAUCCCGGACGAGGACGACAACGACGGACAGGAAGAAGACUAGACAGCAGGACAAACAUCAGCACUAACCAUGAUGUGAAUUCUUUUUCAUUUAUCAAUUCAGUUACUCUGUGUUCCAGCUCUGCAAUUGCUAGCUUAAAAUCAACGCGUCACAGAAGAUAAACGCGACCGACGCCGGUCAGGACGGGAUCGUGUCGCAAUGAAAUUUUAAAUCAGUGUCUAAAAUCGCUAGAAUUAGCCCCAUAACGACACCUUUCUUCGAAUCUCUUAAGUAAAAUUCGUAGAAUAUACGAAAAAAAAUUCAAUACGGCAAAAGCCCAGCUAAAAUAUUCAGCAAUUUUUAACCAUUCUUUGAUCCAUUACGGCUUUCAAGCCCCAAGCUUACCCUGUACAACAAUAUUACGAUCAUGCUUACUAGAUGUAGUAGUAGUAGUAGUUGUAGCAGUAUUAUAUUGCUUUUUUUUAUUUUAGAUGUUUCAUGAGUAGCUAUAAAAGUGGUGUCAAAAUUGUGUGUGAACUCCGCUCAUGAAUAGAAACCAAAGGAAAAGAUUUCGAUGUUUGUUAUACAUCCAUUGUUGCUACGCAACGUACCCGAAGCCGAUUUAAUAUGUGUUCGUAUAUACAGACAUAAUCAUGAGAGCAAGGCUCAUUUAGUUGAAAAGCAUCCUCAUAUGGUCGAAACGCUUCGACUAGAAGGGGAGCGACGAUUUUUAUAAUAAUUUUAUUAUUAUUAUUGAUUUUAUAUGUUGCAUGCAAGGCAACGAACUUAUAUAAUAUAUUGUUGAAACUAGCAUUAUGAAGGAGUUGCAACCAAUUUAUACAUAUAUACCGCCAUAAUACUAACACAAGACUGCCAAAGUGUCCGACCUCGCAUUUGCCAUGACGUGGUUCUAGGUCGUGACCAUAUCUGAGGAGCCAAACAGGAAAAUCCAUAGAAUUCGUUCACAGCGUUUCAUUGUCCGUCCUCGACUUAAGCUACAGUAAUUUGAAGUGAAUUUCUACAUAUCACAAUUGUUGUCUCCUUUCGAUCGAUGGAUCAACAAACGUAAUCGUAUACGGCACGACACCUCUGAUACGACCAUGAUCUUACGUUACAUAUAUAUAAAAUCGGUGGUCUUUAUUAGACAAAACCACCGCAAGCUUUACGCUGAGGUGUGAUGUUAUCUAGUGGACAAAUGGGUCAAAAAAAAACAAGUAAGCGAGCGCAUCAUCGUACAAUAAUUAGCCAUUAAUGGCGAAACAUGUGAAACCUGACGUUACAAUAAACUUUCAAU
This is a messenger RNA of Varroa destructor (honeybee mite), 7729 nucleotides long. Its product is annotated as sushi, von Willebrand factor type A, EGF and pentraxin domain-containing protein 1-like. The record is from RefSeq and is a predicted model, not a curated record. NCBI's taxonomy places the organism in Eukaryota, Metazoa, Arthropoda, Arachnida, Mesostigmata, Varroidae.